GAAGGCCGCAAGAGUUCCACCGGAAACAUUUACUCAUCUCCAUCUCAAAUAUUUAUUCCCCAUAACUCAAACAAUUAAAAUCCAAGACCCAGUUGCCAGUGUCGACUUUUAAAAUAAUUUUCUUUAAAAAAGUGUCAAGUUUUGGAUCUCGGUCUCGGUUAUCCCGAGCGACUACACCCAGGGAUUAUCAACUUGUGCAAAGUUAUAGCCAAGAUUAUCGCGUAAUCACAUGACCGUGUUAGUUUAGUACGUGUUAGUUAGUUUUAUUACUUAUUAGUUUACGCUCGAAUUAAUAAAAUAAAAUAACAAAACAUUAAAUAAAAUUUAUAGUAAUUAGUUGCUCCGUAAGUUUGUUAACUUGUACCGAUAAAUGUUUUUUGAUCAAACGGUUCAGUUUAUGUGUGAACACGGUUACAGCAUUUUAUUUUUUUAUUUUUAUUUUUUUGUUGUAGUGGCUGUGUUGUGCGGUUGUUAAAAAAAAAAUACUGUACAGAGUAGUAACGUGAGGUGAAUUUGAUACGCGGCAGGUUUGAAAAGUUUCGCAAGUGAUCAAUGGUUCGUGUUUGUUUUAUGUGAGAGGAUACAACAACACGAGGCCUGCGGGUCUUUAGUUUUGUUUCUUACUUGCGAAGCUUAAUUUUUGGUGAAUAGAAGCUUAUUUUGUUCAUGAGAGCUGCGGUUACGGUUAAAGUCGAGCGGUUUUAUAGAAAAUUUCAUACGUAAUUGACACUAUGGACUCAAGGAAACACUAGCGGUUAUUAAAAACAAGAAGAAAAAAGUUAAUAAGCGAGGGCAUUAAAACUCGGAGGACAGAGAUGCGAGGACGGGAGAGGGAGAGAAUGGCAGUGAAGGAAAAGUGACAAGGUUGGUAAACAAACUCUUGUAAGGAGGUUUUAAAUCCUGGACAAAGGACGAGGAUGAGGAUGAGGAUGAGGAUGAGGGACUACUUGCCGGGCGGUUUAUUCCUGAGGUGAUUUAAAUAUGUCGAGUACAAAGGGCCACGGCCCGAAGUCGAGACUCGAGUCGAGUAGGAUGAGCAGAUCGAGCAAGUGGCACUGGAGCUCCUGCCGUCGAGUUCGAUCAAGAGGAUCGAUUUCAAAUGCACGACCAACCGGCGCCGGAAACAUUCGACCGUCCCUGCUCCAUUCAUAUGCAUCUCGUUAACCCUGUACAUUCCGAUUUGAAAAUAAAAAAAAUAAAAAAGAACUCGGACAAGGAAGGGGAAUAUAAAAUGGAACUAAAUAAAAUAAAAUUACGUCCCAUCGAGGACGAGCUUUUGAAUCUUAAAUAUAUCGAGUUAACGAAUUUUUAUCACUUUUAGAGUCGAGCUUUUAUUUAAAUGGAAAUAUUUAUUGUAGAUUUUUUAUUUCAAAUUCAUUCAUGAAAAUAAUCUAGAUUUUUAUCUUUAAUUAACUAGAAAUUAAUUUAAAUAGUGCGAGUAAAUUAAAAUUUUAAAUUCAAAAAUUUGACUUGAAUGUUUUGAGAAAAAAAAACAAAAAAAGUGAACAAAAAAAAAUAAAACAGAAACUAUUUGUAAUAUGUGUUUUGGAGGACUUGUAGUGAAGUCACGAGGACGUGAGACGACUUUGAGUUGCACAGCAAUCUACAAUAAUAAGGUCGGAAAGCAGGAGCUGAAGCAGCUGGAGCAGGAGCAAAAGGAAGAGCAGGAGGAGUUGAAGCAAAGUAACCAACAUAAGUACACGAUUGACGAGUAUUCAAGUGUCUUUGUGAAAAUGGGGAUGCUUUUGCCCGACGAGACUUACGAGGAACGCGAAUCCGCGGCAUCCUCAACUCGUACCACCUCCGCCUCUUCCUCCCCGGGCUCCUCGGGCUCCGGUUCUUAUUCAUCCACAAACAAGCUCGUUCUGGGUGAUAUGGACGAAGUUGAAGCUGCCAAAGCCCUCGCAGUCUUGCAGAAGUGCGACGAAUUUCUUCAGCGCUACAACAUCAGGCCGGAGUUUUUUUGCCGGCAUCGCGAGCGACUCGCGCUCCAGACCUGGCUCCGUCAAAGGUCGAAGCUUAACUCCGAUGCAUCCUCCUCAAACGAAGCUUCACAUUUGCAGCAGCGUUUGAAAACCCUAAGCACCGAGCUAGUGACUCUUCGGAACCGGUUGCACGUGAGCCAGCCCGGAAGCAACGGAGCAGCGAACGGCGUGAAUAAUACCAUAGCCUCCCCUGCGCCAGGAUCAGGCUCCGGGGGCGUCGGACCAGGACCCGCGGGAGCUGGAUCAGUAGCAACACUAGCGACAGCAAGUUGUGAUAAGGGUGCGCCGACAGCAGCACCCGCGGUGCCGCCACGCAAUACUCAGUCUCACAAUAACGUCGUGCCCCAUCCAAUUGGACACUCAUCCGGGCACAGUGUUACCGCUUCCGCUAUUAUCCAUCCGCACGCCAAUCAUUCUACUGCCAACGAUCUCGGCCACAACUCCACCGCAAACAAUUUAAUAUCUGAUUUGGAAAGAUCGAAACGUUCAGACGACGGAUUGGUGUCAUGUGUGACGGCAUUGAGCAGCUUUCGGUCACCGCCGAUUUCGCGAAUAAUUGCCGACGUUAAAGGAAGCGGAAAAGGACACUUGACCCAACGAUGUAUCACCAAGAGUGGGCAGUCUGUCAGCCAGAAUUCGACGACUCUGGAGGAUUUGAUUCACUUGCCGGGACCUCUGACCGAGGACGCGGUCCUCAAGUGCCUCCAGGCGCGAUUCUGUGCCAAACAGUAUCAUACGAAUGUCGGACCCAUACUAGUGAGUAUCAACCCCUAUACAGAUGUGGGAAACCCACUGACGUUGACGAGCACACGGACCGUGCCAUUGGCACCGCAGUUGAACAAGGUCGUCCAGGAAGCCGUGAGACAACAGUCCGAGACUGGUUACCCACAGGCCAUCAUCCUCUCGGGGACCAGUGGAUCGGGCAAGACUUAUGCAUCGAUGCUCCUGCUCAGACAACUCUUUGACGUAGCCGGUGGUGGCCCCGAGACCGAUGCUUUUAAACAUCUCGCCGCGGCUUUUACUGUUUUACGCUCCCUCGGCUCCGCCAAGACUGCGACCAACUCCGAAAGCUCCAGAAUUGGUCACUUCAUCGAAGUCCAAGUGACUGACGGCGCUCUGUACAGGACAAAAAUCCACUGCUACUUUUUGGACCAAACCCGCGUCAUUCGACCGCUGCCUGACGAGAAAAACUAUCAUAUAUUUUAUCAGAUGUUGGCUGGGCUGUCUCAUGACGAGCGCGUUAAAUUACAUCUAGAGGGAUACAAUUUAAAAAAUCUCCGGUACUUGCAACACGGGGACACGAGACAAGACGAAGCUGAAGACGCUAUUAGAUUCCAAGCAUGGAAAGCGUGUCUAGGUGUGUUGGGGAUACCAUUUUUGGACGUAGUCAGAGUUCUCGCGGCAGUUCUGAUCCUCGGUAACGUGGGAUUUACCGACGGCCCUGGCGUCGAGGUCAGCGUAAUUGGAGAAAAUGAGUUGGCAUCAGUCGCGGCACUUUUGGGGGUCCCACCCUCCUCUUUAUUGCGCGGUCUUACCUCGAGGACUCACAAUGCGCGCGGUCAAUUGGUUAAAUCUGUGUGCGACGCCAACAUGUCAAAUAUGACGAGAGACUCUUUAGCGAAAGCACUUUACUGUCGCACUGUAGCGACGAUAGUGAGACGAGCCAACAGUUUGAAGAGACUUGGCUCAACUCUUGGUACACUUUCAUCGGAUUCCAAUGAAUCGGUUCACAAUCAGGCUGAGGUCACUAGCCAGCAUGCGUCAACAAUCGGUAGUUCUGCAGGAGGAACAGGAUCCCGCAGCAUGGCGGCGUUGAACAACGCGGUCCGUCACGCCACCGAUGGGUUCAUCGGGAUCCUCGAUAUGUUUGGAUUCGAGGACCCGAAGCCGAGUCAACUGGAGCAUCUGUGCAUAAAUUUGUGCGCGGAGACGAUGCAGCACUUUUACAACACCCACAUAUUCAAGAGCUCGAUCGAGAGCUGUCGAGACGAGGGCAUACGCUGCGACGUCGAGGUCGAUUAUGUUGACAAUGUGCCUUGUAUCGAUUUGAUAUCCUCUCUGCGCACUGGUUUACUGAGCAUGUUAGACGUCGAAUCCUCGAUGCGUGGAACUGCUGAGAGUUACGUUGCCAAAGUUAAAGUGCAGCAUAAGCAGAACCCAAGAUUAUUUGAUCCAAGAAGUCUCGACUGUCGGUCCUUUGGCAUUCAGCAUUUUGCCGGGAAAAUAAUUUACGAUGCUUCGGAUUUUCUGGACACAAACAAAGACAUUGUCCCAGAUGACCUAGUUGCUGUUUUCUACAAGCACACAUGCAACUUUGGGUUCGCCACCCACUUAUUUGGCAGUGAACUGAAAGCACUUUAUGCCAGCGAUACUGUGCCACGUGGUGUCAGCUUUAGAAUAUCACCGACUUCACACACUGAUUUACUUUAUUGUAGAUUAAAUGGUGACGAGCCAAUAUCUACACUCACUCAGGACUUCCAUACACGUCUUGAUAAUUUACUACGUACGUUAGUACACGCACGUCCACAUUUCGUACGUUGUAUCCGUAGCAACGCGACCGAAACGCCUUUACAUUUAGAUAGGAGAGUUGCAAUGCGACAAAUACGUUCUCUUCAAGUACUUGAGACUGUUAAUUUAAUGGCUGGAGGAUAUCCACAUCGAAUGCGUUUCAAGGCGUUCAAUGCGCGGUACAGACUGAUUGCGCCGUUCAAGCAGCUGCGACGAUCCGAGGAGCAGGCUGUCGAGGACACUAAACUUAUUUUGCAAAAUGCACAGCAAGUUAAGAGCAAGUUUGGCGCGAGUACCAGUUGGGCACUCGGAAAACGUCACAUUUUUUUGAGCGAGGGGAUAAGACAGCAGCUGGAAAAUUUGAGAUCUGAAACACGUCGGAAGGCUGCCACUGUCAUACAGACGACAUGGCGCGGAUGGCGCGUUAGAAGAAGAUGGCCAGUGAGACGCAUCCCUCUUUCACUACCAACCGGAAUUAUUUCCAAACACACCCAGCACUCAAACAACGGAACCCACCGCAAUGUCACCAGUACGACAACCGGAACCCGACCCCGGCCGCAGCCGAUCGCCGGCACUCCUCCUCCAGAUCCUACCGAAAAGUGCGCGGAUCAAAAAAUGAUCCAGCAAACCUGCACUCUCUUUGGACUUGACCUCGAGAGACCGCCUCCAGUGCCACCGAGUAGAUCCUACACAGUAACGGGAAAUACAAAACUCGGUUAUCCUCAAACGCGUGUCAUGAAAAUGCCAUUCCCAGAAGAAGGCGAAGGAGAAGUUGUUUUGUUGAAAGGCGAGACGGUUUUAGUUAUCGGCGCAUCGGCUCGACGCGGGCAUCUUCUUGUCGAGCACAACAACGUGACCCUCCACGUGCCCUAUCAGUUCAUGGAAUUGAAGCCGUGUAAUAUUAACAUUUAAUUAUUUAUUUAAACAUUUAUUACUUAUAUUAAAUCACAAGACUCUUACUAUUAAUUAUUAUUACUAUUAAAAAAAAAUUAUACGUUACAUUUGAGUGUAAUUGCCAAUAAAUUGCCAUAGGAAUUUUUAUAUGUAGUAAUUUAAAGAAAAUAAUUAACAGAACUGCUAUUAUUGUCUUCCAUAGUUAAGAUAAAUUUCUAUAUUAAAAUAAUGAUGAGGAUGUAGAAAUAUAAACGUACAAAAUAUAAAUUUAUAAUUA
This is a messenger RNA of Microplitis mediator, 5664 nucleotides long. It is a transcript of the gene dachs, whose product is annotated as unconventional myosin-IXb. The transcript has 18 exons. The record is from RefSeq and is a predicted model, not a curated record. Gene Ontology annotation, biological process: actin filament organization; vesicle transport along actin filament. NCBI's taxonomy places the organism in Eukaryota, Metazoa, Arthropoda, Insecta, Hymenoptera, Braconidae. Gene Ontology annotation, molecular function: actin filament binding; cytoskeletal motor activity; ATP binding. Bases 1539 to 5405 code for a protein of 1288 amino acids. Gene Ontology annotation, cellular component: vesicle; actin cytoskeleton; myosin complex.